AUGAAAUUUUCUUAUUCAUUCGCUUUUGUUUUAUUCUUGAAUUUAUUUAAAUUAGCAUUUUCUGCUGAUUUGCCAGAAGUUGAAGUUAUUGGUAACAAGUUUUAUUACGCCGAUAAUGGUACUCAAUUCUUAAUCAGGGGUAUCGCCUAUCAACAAAAUACCGCUAAUGGAUCCCUUGAUACUGAUGAAAUCAACGAUCCUUUAGCUGAUGGUGACGCAUGUAAAAGAGAUGUGAAAUAUUUUCAAGAAUCCAAUACCAAUGCUUUGAGGGUAUAUGCCGUCAACACUUCAUUGGAUCAUGACUCUUGUAUGAAAACUUUUGCUGACGCUGGUAUUUAUAUUAUCGCUGAUUUAUCUGAACCAAACUUGUCAAUCAACAGAAAUAGUCCUGAAUGGAAUCUUGAUUUAUACCAAAGAUACACCGAGGUUGUGGAUAUGUUUGCCAACUAUUCUAAUGUCUUGGGUUUCUUUGCUGGUAAUGAAGUAAGUAAUAAUAAAUCAAAUACUGACGCUUCUGCAUUCGUCAAAGCUGCUGUUAGAGAUACUAAAAAGUACAUUUCAGAUAAGAAGUAUAGAAACAUUCCUGUCGGAUAUUCUUCAAAUGAUGAUGAAGAUAUCAGAACUGCUAUUGCUGAUUAUUUUGCUUGUGGAGAUUUAGAUGAAAGAGCUGACUUUUUCGGUAUCAACAUGUACGAAUGGUGUGGUGAUUCUACCUUCAAGAGUUCAGGUUAUGAAGCCAGAACUGAAGAAUACAAAAACUUGACAAUUCCAAUCUUUUUCUCAGAAUAUGGUUGUAACGCCGAGAGACCAAGGAAGUUCACCGAAAUCGGUACAAUCUUUGGUGAUGACAUGACUGAUGUUUGGUCUGGUGGUAUCGUUUACAUGUAUUUUGAAGAAGAAAAUAAGUAUGGUUUAGUUUCCGUCGAUGGAGAUGAUGUUUCAACUUUAGAUGAUUUCAAAUACUAUUCUUCUGAAAUGAAUGCCAUUUCUCCAUCUUUGGCUCAAGCUUCCUCUGCUCAAUCCACUGAAACUUUAGCUUGUCCUACUGCUGCUGCCACUUGGAAAGCUUCCAGUGAUUUACCCCCAACCCCAGAUGAAGAUGUUUGUGACUGUAUGGCCUCCUCUUUAGCUUGUGUUGUUGCUGAUGACGUUGAUUUAGAGGACUAUGGUGAUUUAUACGGCUACAUUUGUUCCAAAAUCGAUUGUCUGGACAUUGAUGCUGACGGAAAGAAUGGAACUUAUGGAGAUUAUUCUUAUUGUUCUGACAAAGAUAAAUUAUCAUACGUUUUGAACGAAUAUUAUAAGGAUCAAGAUGAAAAUUCUUCGGCCUGUAAUUUCAGUGGAUCUGCUUCCAUUAACAAAUCUGCCAAAUCUGCUUCAACUUGUGCUGCCAAGGCUUCAUCAGGUUCAAGCUCAGGUGGUUCCUCCGGUUCUGGCUCAGGUUCAAGCUCAGGUUCCUCAUCAACCUCAGGUUCUGAUUCUUCUUCAUCCAAAGACUCAUCAGCCGUUACUAUUGGUUCUUGGUCAGUCGGUCAAUUAAUUGGUUUCACAGCAAUCACAACAUCUUUUGUUGGUGGAAUCUCCAUCAUUUUCUUCUAA
Molecule: messenger RNA, 1599 nt
Organism: Yamadazyma jaroonii
Lineage: Eukaryota; Fungi; Ascomycota; Pichiomycetes; Serinales; Debaryomycetaceae
Source: the annotation of a GenBank genome assembly